AUGCCGAGCUUACCAGCGUCCGUCGACUUGGACGAGUGCAUCUCGCGCCUCUACAAAAAGGAACUUCUGGCAGAGUCGGUCAUCGAAGCAAUAUGCGCCAAGACGAAAGAACUACUUAUGCGCGAGAGCAAUGUGGUCCACGUGCGGGCUCCUGUCACCGUAGUAGGCGACAUCCACGGCCAGUUCUUCGACCUGAUCGAGAUAUUCAAAAUAGGGGGCUUCUGCCCUGAUACGAAUUAUCUCUUUCUAGGCGACUAUGUCGACCGCGGCAUGUUCAGCGUAGAGACGAUUUCGCUCCUUGUUUGCUUAAAAUUACGAUACCCCAACCGUGUGCAUUUGAUACGCGGCAACCACGAAUCGCGAGGCGUCACCCAGUCAUACGGGUUUUAUACUGAGUGUUCUAGGAAAUACGGAAAUGCCAAUGUGUGGCAUUAUUUCACAGACAUGUUUGAUUUCUUGACUCUGAGUGUUGUCAUUGACAAUCAGAUAUUCUGCGUACACGGUGGCCUGUCGCCAUCAAUCCAUUCCAUUGAUCAAAUCAAAAUCAUAGAUCGUUUCCGCGAGAUCCCCCACGAAGGGCCGAUGGCGGAUCUAGUAUGGUCGGACCCGGACCCCGAACGAGACGAAUUCUCCCUCUCACCCCGCGGGGCAGGCUAUACCUUCGGAGCCCAGGUAGUCAAGAAGUUCCUGGCCGUGAACAACAUGUCUCAUAUUCUGCGGGCACAUCAACUCUGCCAGGAAGGUUUCCAAGUGUUAUACGACGACAGGCUUAGCACUGUGUGGAGUGCCCCGAACUACUGCUAUAGAUGUGGUAAUAUGGCUAGUGUGCUGGAGGUGAGCGACAACGGAGAGAGGUUCUUCAACGUCUUUGCGGCAGCACCUGAGAACGACCAGCACAAAGACAUACAGCCGGGAAAUGAAAAGGUCGCCGAUGGCAAUGCUCUGCCGGAUUAUUUUUUGUAG
Metarhizium brunneum ARSEF 3297 is the source of this 963-nucleotide messenger RNA. RefSeq lists its product as uncharacterized. The record is from RefSeq and is a predicted model, not a curated record. Gene Ontology annotation, cellular component: FAR/SIP/STRIPAK complex. NCBI's taxonomy places the organism in Eukaryota, Fungi, Ascomycota, Sordariomycetes, Hypocreales, Clavicipitaceae. Gene Ontology annotation, molecular function: protein serine/threonine phosphatase activity.